AUGGUGAUAGGUGAAGGUUGUUACAUUGGCCGUAUUAGAAGCCAGGGUUGGGCUAAGUCGGCUCUUUGCAGCUGCGGGCGGCUGAGCGAGCACGUGAAGCGGAGAACCCGGGAGCGCCCAGCCCAGGCUCUAGAGCAGCGGCGUCCGCCAAGGAGGGAGGAUGAUAAACGUGUCGGCAGUGUGGUUGUUAGCCCUCUUCUUGCAGGCAGCGUGCUCGAACCACAGAUCAAAGCUGGCUUUCCUCUCAAGCUGCCCUUGACUCAGAAGAUGAAGUUUACUGAUUUGAUAAGAUUACCUCAGCAAACUACAAAUCUAAACCUUCCUCCUGAAGACCUGGACUCAUCUGGCGAUGAUGAGGAUGCUUUCUCUGGCUCUGGCGCUGGUCCCUUGACCGACCAUCCUGUGGUUGCCUUGAAUAUCCCCUUAGAACAUGCAAAUUCAUCAUCAAGGUCAACUAUGUCUACUGGAGCAACUGUUCACCAACCUGCAGUUCAUGGCACUGAAAACCCAGCUGAAAAGGAAACGGUAUCAUCCCCCACUAGUGAUAUGGUGCCAGAUGAGGCUGUCCUUUCAGAUAAGGAUGAAACUCACAAACUGGGCUCAACUGCAGAGAAACCUACAACAAAUGAGGCAGCCCUAACAACAAGAAGUCCAACUACUCACAGUCCUACUGUCAGAGUAACCACUGCACAAGCCUCAAGCACAGUCCAUGUAAUUGAACCUAGUAUCCAUAGCUCUAGUUCAUCUGGUGUCUCUAAAGAAACAUUUGAUCCCAACUUCACCACUAUUAGUGAGGAAGAUGUUCACUCCUCAACUACAGCAAUUCUACCCACGGGUAUAUACCCUACAGAUGAGAAGGAAGCUCCAUUUCCCGAAGAAAGCUCUGGGGAUCAGGGAGACUUUAUCUUUAGUGAAGAACGAACAAUACCAUCGGAAUCUGAACUGGUUGACUCUUCAAGAGAUGCUGAAGCUGCUGGAACUUCCCAGGGGUUAAUGGACAGGAAAGAAGUUCUAGGAGGUGUCAUUGCUGGAGGACUAGUAGGCCUGCUCUUUGCAGUGUUCCUAGUUGGAUUUAUGCUGUACAGAAUGAAGAAAAAAGAUGAAGGCAGCUAUUCAUUGGAUGAACCAAAACAAUCAAAUGGAGGAUACCAAAAACCACAGAAACAAGAAGAAUUCUAUGCAUAA
Emys orbicularis (European pond turtle) is the source of this 1185-nucleotide messenger RNA. RefSeq names its product syndecan 1 (gene SDC1). The record is from RefSeq and is a predicted model, not a curated record. The transcript has 6 exons. Gene Ontology annotation, cellular component: cell surface; membrane. Gene Ontology annotation, biological process: cell migration. Lineage: Eukaryota; Metazoa; Chordata; Testudines; Emydidae. Bases 1 to 1185 code for a protein of 394 amino acids.